Messenger RNA from Durio zibethinus, 1711 nucleotides. RefSeq names its product autophagy-related protein 18a-like. NCBI's taxonomy places the organism in Eukaryota, Viridiplantae, Streptophyta, Magnoliopsida, Malvales, Malvaceae. Gene Ontology annotation, molecular function: protein binding. The record is from RefSeq and is a predicted model, not a curated record.
AACACUUGUUUCUUUCUCAUGUUCCCCAAACAGACCAUAGUCUCAAAUGACACAACUGUCCUUCUCCUUCUCUCCACCGGACAACAUCGUAAUUUGUCUCUUAAAAACAAUCAAUCUCCCUUCUUCUCUUCUUCCUCCUUUCUCUUUCGUUCUCUUCCCUUUGCGCAUAUUGUUUUUUACCUUCCUCGGCAUCAUCGGCCACUAGAAUCCUCCAUAGUUCCUUGUAGAUUCCUCCAUGGCCACCCUCUCAGCUUAUCCUAGCCCUAACCCUAACCCUAUUUUCCUUUCCCCUUCCGACAAAACCAACCACAACCCGGAAUUUCUCCCUCCGAUGCAGCAUCAUACUUCUCCUGACCUGGACCCCAACCCCACUACCAACCCUAACCCUAACCCUGAUUUCCACACUACACCUUCGACCCCAUCCGAUGUGUUUCCUCCAUCUACGGCUGUUUCAUCUCUUCUCCACCUCUCCUUCAAUCAGGACCACGGUUGCUUCGCCGCCGGAACUGACCAUGGCUUCCGGAUCUACAAUUGCGAUCCAUUCCGCGAGAUCUUUCGCCGAGAUUUUGAUCGGGUCGGCGGAAUCGGUGUUGUCGAGAUGCUUUUUCGGUGCAAUAUUUUGGCUCUCGUUGGCGGUGGACCUGAACCGCAAUACCCGCCAAAUAAGGUUAUGAUCUGGGAUGACCACCAGAGCCGAUGCAUCGGUGAACUUUCGUUUCGUUCCGAAGUUAGAUCGGUUCGGCUUCGGAGGGAUCGGAUCAUUGUCGUUUUGGAACAGAAAAUUUUCGUUUACAAUUUUGCGGAUUUGAAGCUACUGCACCAGAUUGAGACCAUCGCGAAUCCAAAGGGACUCUGCGCGGUGUCUCAAGGGGCCGGGUCCUUGGUUUUGGUUUGUCCUGGAUUGCAAAAGGGGCAGGUUAGGGUGGAGCAUUACGCCUCGAAGAGGACUAAGUUUAUUAUGGCUCAUGAUUCAAGAAUUGCGUGCUUUGCACUUGCGCAGGAUGGGCAGUUGCUUGCUACCGCGAGCACGAAAGGGACACUUGUUCGCAUUUUUAAUACGGUUGAUGGUAGCUUGCUGCAAGAGGUAAGGAGGGGUGCAGAUAGAGCUGAAAUUUAUAGUUUGGCAUUCUCUCCAAAUGCCCAGUGGUUAGCAGUUUCAAGUGACAAGGGCACCGUUCAUGUUUUUAGCCUUAAGAUCAAUCCUGGAUCUCCAGGCACUGACAGAUCACGAAGUGCAUCUGACCCCGUUACGUCACCCCACUCCUCUCUUUCUUUUAUCCGAGGAGUGUUACCCAAGUACUUCAGCUCAGAAUGGUCAGUGGCCCAGUUCCGCUUGGUUGAAGGUUCUCAGUACAUUGUUGCUUUUGGUCACCAAAAGAAUACAGUGGUAAUUCUUGGCAUUGAUGGAAGCUUCUACCGGUGCCAAUUUGACCCAGUGAAUGGUGGGGAAAUGACUCAGCUGGAAUAUCACAACUUUCUGAAGCCAGAGGCAGCAUUCUGAAGAGUUUUAAAUUUAUUUUUCUAUUUCUUGGCCAUAUGUUGUAUCUUCUACAUUAUUACCGUCUUUUGUUUUUUUCCCCUCCCCCGUUUACCUGUAAUUCACCUAAUGUAUUUUGUAAUUUGUAAAUAUACAAGUAUAGAUUUGUAAAGUUUGUAACUGCUUACUCAAAAAAAUAAAUAAAUAAAUAAAUUUAACCUGUUCAUAGUUUAA